Molecule: messenger RNA, 4956 nt
Organism: Rhopilema esculentum
Lineage: Eukaryota; Metazoa; Cnidaria; Scyphozoa; Rhizostomeae; Rhizostomatidae
Biological process (GO): G protein-coupled receptor signaling pathway
Cellular component (GO): membrane
Molecular function (GO): G protein-coupled receptor activity
Source: RefSeq, a predicted model, not a curated record
ACGGUCGUAUUUACGCAAACCACCAUAGUCUGAAAAUUCAGCCGAUAGACAACCAAAAUGCUAGCUGCAAAGCCACAUUUCACAUUUUGAAGCACUGAUAAGAAAGACAAAGAUUUAGGAUUCACGAUUUAUUAAAUAUUCAUCUUUAGGUGUAUUCACUUAUUGUAUGAAAUUUGUGAAAAAUCAGUAAAAAGGACGCUCGGAAAUUCUCGUUUGCUCAUGAGGCACUAAAACUUCUCAUUAAACUUCGAUAAUGCGCUGCAGAAUUGACUAAAUACUGCAACAUUCAGGGCCUUCACUAACAGGACUUAAAUUCUGACGAAGUUAAGCCUGCGCAGAGGCAUAGAUGCAUCUGAUUUAAUUACCAUGUCUUAUCGUGUUGCGUAACUGAGUUCCAGACCAGCGUAAUUAUACAAUGGAAGAUAAAACAUACGAUUAGCAAAUCAGAAUGCAGCUGAACAUAAACUGUGAUAGGAAUUAAUGCAUUCGGAUAAAAAGCCAGUACUGACGAUCUCUAUGUAUGUCUUUUACAAAUCAUAGUUAUACGUACUGAAAGCUAUGCCCGGAGCACAUACGUAGAGGCCAGUUUCAAUUUAUGAACUCGUUCUUCGUACAUAAAAAUGUAUUGUGCCACCAAUUGUAGCUUCCUGGUUUUGUUUCAACCGAUUUUGCAGUUCUGUUACGUAAUAAAACAAAGUAGGUUGCAUGAAAUAAAAUUUUCAUAAGUUAACAAUUGAUCCACCAAAGUACUCAUUUGGAGCUACUUGAGGCAUCAGAAAUUGUACCAAGAAUGACCAAUGAACCGUCACUUUGAGCUGUAAUGCUUGAGUCUGAAUUACAAAAAUGUGCGAUAUUUUAGCCUUAACCCGUGUAAUAAUGCUUCAUCUUGGUAUAGUGUUUCAAAUGGCAAGGUAAAUUAGAUAUAUAUUUUAAUAAAAGAACUUUUUUGCAACAAAAAGACAAAAAAUGGAUUAUCUACCCUUGAUAACUUUAGUCUAUUGUUCAUAACUGUUUGAAACUUUGAAGUAAAGAAUUGCAAGGUGGUCUAUGUUGUAUUAUGAUGUCACUCGCUGUCAUAUUAUGAUAUAACAUGCAAGAGCUAAACAAUGGCUCAAUUCAGAUAAGAUAUUUGAGGCGAUUCUGGUUGAAAAUCUGGCAUUAGUAUUUGGCAACCCAAAAUAAGGCGACAUAUUUCAAUGGACGCAAUGCCUGCUUUGUCUUGAUUUUGUCAAAUCAGUUAAUGCAUGGAACAGCUUCCGUCCUAAGAAUAAUGGGACACAAUGCAUUUGCGCCAAAUUUGAAGAAACUAGUGUAAACCUACGAAACAAACUGCUCUUCAGGGUUAAUCUGGAUAUAAAGAGAUAUUAGAACUUUUCAUUGUUUUCCUUAAACUCCAGUCUUAGAGGCUUUUGUAAUAAGCUCCAUAUUGUCCUGUCAUAAUUCGUAUGUUCAAACAUCUGUCCUUUUUGGUACAUGAUAAAUAAUGGAUUGAAAUAUGGCGAUGACAACAUAGAAUGAGAGGUAGUGGUUUCGCCAUCAAAAAAUAAUGUUUGACUCACGUUGCUGAUAUUUACAGCUGAUACAGUGUCAGAUUUAAACACACCGUUCCAUAAUUACAAAAUUACUUCUGACAUUCUAAAGCAGCGUUAUCAACGCCUUCGAAAUAUGAUAAGAUGCUUAAUAGAGCUGAAGUAAUUGAUUUGCCAAACAAAAAUAAAGACAGACGACAUUCACGAAACUACGUCAGCCUUUGCGCGAACAAGCUAUAAGAUGAUGCAAAGGAUAAUCGCCGAAAUGAAAGCUGAUACCACAGAGUUAGUCACUAGCAAAACCAUAUCAAGCUUAGCCAAUGCAAAAAACGUUUCUCUUGCUACAUCUUAGAUACUCAACGCCAGGAGAGCAAUAAUUGAAUUCCAUAUAGACUAUGAACGCCGUAUUGAGAAUGUAUUUGUAAAGGAUCCAGCUCGCACAAAGAAAGUCUUCGCUGUUAGCAGAUAAUGCAAGAAAUUGUGCGGUGAGAUUCUAAACUUAUUAUAGAGGCUUCUUUAGGGAAGAAGUGAACAGGGGAGUCGUAUCAUGGAUAGCACAAGAAAAGUAAAGAAGAUUUAACAAUCAAAUUCUUUAGAGCACAUGGAAGUGAUUCUGUCUGUCGAAAUACGAAUCGGUGUCCCUGCGCUUCCUUGGCGAAGGACUGAUAAGGAAUACGAAAACUCAAAUCUUAUGAAACCACAUGGUUACUCGAGUUUGCAGUAGUCAUUUCUAACCAGACAUGAAUAUUUUAACAGGGCGGCAAUAGUAACUGAAAAACAACUAAAACCACCUUAUUCUUAAUGAACUACGACGAUACAGAAAGCGUUUAAAGCAUAACAGUCUUUGACGAGGGUGCAACUUCCUUGGAAUACACAACGUUUAAUGGAGACGAGAACAUAAUAUUGACACUGGUAACAAUCGGUACUGGUUAUGUAAUAAACUGGAUGAAAAUGGGGCUGCGUUUAACUGAUUUCUAAAAGAGAUCUGUAGACUUGAUAAAGGCAAAUGAAGGAUUUGGCGAUGUCUUGUUAAAAUGUGGCUUUACAUAUCCGUUCCUGUUUUAAUCUUCGUCGUGUUUACGAAUUCGAUAGUGCUUUGGUUGAUCUUAAACAUGCGUCGACUGCAGACGCUAAGGAAUGUACCUCUAAUCGGUCUUGCAACAGCUGAUGUUCUCGUUGGACUAUUUUGGAUCCCUCUAGCAACUGCCUCGGGAUAUCUACCCGAGAACAAAGAUUUGUGUCGAGCUGCGUUAUCGUGUGAGAUUCUAACCACGCACGCCUCUCUGUUUAAUCUCAUCGCCGUUUCAGCAGAAAGAUGGAUUGCGAUUUUUAAACCACUGCAUUAUCACCAAAUCGCCAGUCAGUCAGUGGUCGGUGGCUUGCUGGCAGUUUCUUGGAUAUUGUCAUUCGGGAUGCUGAUUGUCUUCUUGGCUACAGACAAAUCUGACAAUGACAUCAGAGAGUGUGACAUUGUCAAGUACAUUGACACUUGGUUCCUCGUCCUUAUUCUUGUCAUAUUCUACAUUGUUUGUGGUAUAAUGAUUUUCAUGCAGCUCAAAGUUUACUUGAUUGUACGCGCACAGAUUCGAAGAAUCCGACCCACGCCGUACCCAGGAGAUGUUAAGAAUGGCCUAAUGGCAGCUACGAGUUUUAUAAUUGAGGAAUCGUUCAAUAUAAAUGCAGCACUGGCAGACGACGAAUCCGAAAGCCAGCGCGAACAGCAGUCCGGACAUUCUUCAGUAGAGAGAGCGCUAUCGAAGGAACUGUCAGUUAUAAAUGAUAUCAGAAGGAAAACAAAACUAAACGAUGUCGAUUCGGAGGGCCGAAGGACAAACCAGUUAGGCAAGAAAGAAGCGUGUGAUUUGCUGUCUCCAAGCGAUUCAAGAAAACAUUCAAAUGGAGACAGCGAAAAGCUCAUCAAAGACAAAAAUAUAAGUUUGAAAGUACCGGGUAUUGCGGAGCGAGCGGUAGAACGGCAGGACAGAAUGAAUACUGGGGAGAAAAAUAAAAACAUGAAAUGUGUUACAUUGUCAGAGAGGGUAGAGGAAAGGUUAAGUGAGGGGGGAAAGUGUGAAAGAAACCAUGAAAUAGCAAAUAUGGGCGCAACGGCACUGCAAUUAUGUGUUGAGGAAAGUGAGGACAAUACAAAAUGUAGCAAUGACUGGACGGCAAAAUUGAAAAAUUUGACUGAAAGGAGAACAACGCGACAAAAAAGCAUUGAUAACAUCUUCUGCGUGGAAAGAGAAUCAGAGGAAAAUUCUCCAAAGCCGCGAUCAGUUGAUUCCACAAAACCGCUGCAUGAAAACAUGACAGCCUUCGGCUCCAGAGCAUUGCGCCUUCAGAAAAUCACAAGGAACAAAAUCGACAGAAAAAAAGUUUACUACAGUCCUGAUUCACUCACGACGAAGAAGAAGAAGCGCGGGCCUAAAACAUCGUUUGCUUCUUUUGUCAGACUAUUUUCAGUUAUCAAGCGCCAGAGGAAGUCCGAAUUUACGCGAGCGAUCGCCACAAACGUUGUAUGUUUGUGUUUUGUGCUAAUGUGGGCCCCAAAAUCGACAAUCGACUUGUUGACAGGGCUAGGACACUGUACUGACUGUGCAUUUGCACACUCGAUAUCAGCAGUUCUCGCAUGGACCAAUUCCGGAAUCAAUGCACUCAUUUACGCGUGGAGAAUGCACGAAUUCCGCGAGGCGCUACGAGCAAUUUGGUUCAACCAGAUGAACAGGGCAUCAAGAUGAGUAAAGAAUCUAUCCCACAAAUUCCUGACUAAACUCCCCAACCACAGACCCUUGGGUAACAAAACUUCCUUCCUUUUAUAACAUGUAUAAAGAGGGAGUUGGGUUGCAGUUUAGACUCAAUACAAAAGGAACAUUGAAGAAGAAAACGGAAGAUGUGAAGAUUCGACGACACACAUAUCGCUACUCCACAAGUAAUAUUUUGUCGUUGAAAGCCAUCUGUUAAAGCAGAAGCCUCGGUGACUCAAAUCUUACGAAUUUCUUCAGAGACAAUGAAAUUUUUGCUGGACAAAAUAUCAAAUCACACAAAUAUAUAAAGUUCUAAGAUAGAUUGUCAAGAUGAUGAAACUGCCUUAUUUAUAACUAUUUUUUUCUGCAGUGUAGGGGAAAUAAAUUGUAAAAGCAUAGCGCGAUAGCCUAACCCAAUGAUUAGUAUCUUGGUAAUCAAUUUGACACACAAUUCAGAUUUGAAGCCGUCAAUCCAAUUGGUGUAGAGAAGAACUUUAAGUUAAUAAUGACUUGGCACUGGAUCGGACGGUACUGCUAGCCAUUUCAUCUUAAUCGCAUUUCCCAUCAUCUCUAGAUCUCUCGGUAGAAUUGAUAGGCCUUCAAUUGAGAUUGUAGUGUUCCCCACUGGAAGGCAGCGUGUGUUUCUGUUAUCUUUAAACUUGUGAGGCUGAUGGUCGCUCAAA